AUGAAUGAUUUACAGUAUUCAAAACCGAACAUUAUUGAUAAUCAAAAAGAAGAAACCACCGCCGAUCAUCAUAGUGUAGAAAUUAAUACGAAUCAAACUAGUAUUAAACCAAAAGUACUUGGAACAAUGAAAUUAACAGGAAUUCUUUUUAUUUCUGUUGUUGGAGGAGCAUAUGGAGCUGAACCUUUAGUUCAGUCUGUUGGUCCUUUAGCAUCUACAAUUAUCAUGAUAUGUUCUUCUUUAUUAGUCAUGUUACCUAUCUGUUUGAUUACAGCAGAAUUAUCUUCUUGUUUACCAUCAAAUGGAGGGUUAGUUGAUUGGGUGACAUCUUCAAUGUCACCAUAUUCUAAUUUCUUUACUAUGUUUAUCACUAUUAUCUCAUUAAUUGGUGCUACAAUUGACAAUGCAGUAUAUCCUACAUUAUUUAUUGGUUAUUUAACAGAAAAAGUACCAAAUUUAGAGCAGUGGGCAAUUUUGUUAAUUAAAUUUGGAGUAACAUCUAUUGCAACAAUAUUAAAUGUAAUUGGAGUUGAUAUUAUUGGAAAGGUAAGUGUUUUAUUUACAUUAUUUGUAUUAUCCCCAUUUGUAAUUUUUUGUUGUGUUGGAGUAUUCGAUUCAAAUGCACAUUGGGAUAAUUUAAUUGAAACAUUACCAUUUAAAGAAAUGAAUUGGUCAUUAUUAAUUUCAGUACUAUUCUGGAAUAUCAAUGGAGUAGAUGGUUGUGGUAAUAUUAGUGAAGAAGUCAAAAAUGUAGAGAAGACUGUACCACGGUCAAUGUUCUUGUUAGUUAUUAUGACAGUGUUAACAUAUAUUAUUCCAUGUUCUGUUGGUACAAUUUUAGAUGACAAUUGGGCUAAAUGGGAAGAAGGUUCAUUCGUAUCUAUUAGUGAAAAAAUUUCUAUUGGAUGGAUUGCUAAAUCACUUCCAUGGUUAAUGUUUAUAGGAGGGUUAAUAUCAUCAUUAGGAUAUUUAUUAACUUUAUUGUGUACAGCAUCAAGAUUAUUCCAUGGAUUUAUCCAACUUGAUUUCCAUAAAUUAAUAACAAAAUACAUUGGACAUGUGAAUAAAAAAUUUAAUACCCCUGAUGUUUCUAUCAUUCUCCAAGGAGUUUUAAUUUUUAUUUUAUCUGCUUCAAUGAAUUUUGAUGAAUUAGUUGGUGUUGAUUCAGCAUUUUAUGCAAUUAGGGUUUUAUUUAUUUGUAUUGCCUAUAUCCUUCUUCGUUAUAGAUAUCCUAAUCUUCAUCGUCCUUAUAAAUUUGGAUGUAACUUUACUCUGGCUGUUUUAUAUGCAACUCCAACAAUUAUUUUUUGUGUAUCUUGUUGUAUUCUUGGGUUGUUGUCUUCUACAUUAACAGUUAUAUUAGGAGGAGUGUUACUCAAUAUUGUAAUGAUUUCUUCAAUAGUUUUCUAUUGGUUUUAUCCUCAUGAGUUUAAACUCCAUGAAAACCUUAUUGUUCAUAUAAAAGGAACUGUUUCUGGUUAUGCUGAUGAAAUCACUAAAAUUAAAGAAGAAAAUAGAAAAUCAGGAACUGUUGCAAUUAUGGAAUCUUCAGCUAGUUAUUCGAUGACAACAGAAAGCAAUAGUAAUAGUAAUUCUUAUCAAGAACAAUUAAGUAUGAGCAGUGAUUCAAUGAAAUAA
This is a messenger RNA of Entamoeba dispar SAW760, 1638 nucleotides long. RefSeq names its product amino acid transporter, putative. The transcript has a single exon. Bases 1 to 1638 code for a protein of 545 amino acids. Gene Ontology annotation, cellular component: membrane. The record is from RefSeq and is a predicted model, not a curated record. Lineage: Eukaryota; Evosea; Mastigamoebida; Endamoebidae. Gene Ontology annotation, molecular function: transmembrane transporter activity. Gene Ontology annotation, biological process: transmembrane transport.